GCGCAGAGUCUAUUCGACUAUGCCAUGUCGAUAAACGACCCACGUUUCGAUUCAUAUUACAAGUACAUAAACUACCCAGAUAACGGGGCAUGGUCAACACGUUUUACAGCUUGGUAUAUUCCUGGUCUCUUGCACAGAAACACUGGUUCGGAUUUGGAAAACGCUUUAGGUGCUUUAGAAGUUUUGUGAGUUCCGUCUUCACUAUAUGAAGCGAUACUAAUCAAUUUGCGAAGAGUUGCAAAUCAGGCCACAGAUGACUAUAAUAGUCUUUGGUAUGGAAAUUGGAGAAAUUCUGGUGAUCGUAAGCUUAAUAAAAGACCUCCCAAAGGAAGUAAAGAGAAUGAUUAACUUCCUAUGUAGAACCUCUUCCAACCCCAAACUCAGAACUCUACCCUCCAUUAAUCUAUGUAAAGUUUCACGCCCCAUAUCCUCAUUGUGAUACUAACUACAACCCUAGAAUACUUAUGACCCCAACUGGAGAGAAUUUAUCGGCAGCCAAAUUAUUCAAAUUCUCGUCGAGUUCUCAACUCUCAUACCAGAAACUCUCACAACCUCCCUCAUGAAAGCCCUUGAGGCCCAAGCAGUUGGCGCCAUGCGUCGAAAUGGUACUGAAGGCGACAAUCUUGUCACAACAUACACCAAUCCAGCUCUUAUGCGUGCCCUAAACAUUGGGUGGAUUGGCGAAAAACUAGGAAAUCAAACUCUAAUUGACUACGCCAAUGAUCAAAGCACUCAGAUUGUUGAGCUCUUCAAUGCAGGGAACGGAACCUUUGGAGAAUACACGGCUUUGACUUACUACGGAGAGGAUGUUUGGGCUCUCGGGGCUACGAUAAAAUAUGGACCUGCAAACUCAACAUUGACAUUAUAUGCGCCCUACCUGCUGUCAACUCUUUGGGAUGAUAUUGCAGAACAUUAUAAUGCUUUUCUGGGAAACUUGGUUGGUCCUUAUGAUCGCGCAAAUACCAGAGAUUUGACGCAGCACUCUGCUGUUCUUGGACUUUGCUUUUGGGGUCUGUUUGGGUAUGAGAAAGCACCGGUUCCAAAUAAGAUGGAGGCGGAUUUACACUAUGACGCUGCACAAGGAGCCGCUCUAGCUCUUAUCAUCGAUACAGUGAAAGAUCAUAUCAAACUAGAGACGCUCGCAAAACUCACCACGCCACCAACAGAUACUGAAGAGAGGAUGAUCAUUCGUACCGUCCGAGAGAGUUUGUUCAAUGACACAACACGGACACAUACUUCCUGGUUAUCCAAGAACCUCAUGAUCGGCGGCCAGGAACUCACAGAAACCACUAUCCGGAACAAAAAACAGUUUGUCCCAGCAAUCGUCCACUGGCCUUCAGACCCUCUACACACACCGUUUCCCUACAACGGAUUCUUCUCCCUCUACCCUACCGCUACAACUCUUUCUGCGGUUGCUAGCAAGAACAGAUUGGAGGUCUCAUACCCCAACACUACCCAGGCGGGAACAGACAGUUUUCAAUUCCUACUCAGCAAUAUUCCUCCCCCAUGGAUAUUGGCCGGAAACUUAGUUGACGGUUUCUCACAUCUUCCUUGUUUGAGUAUCAAUGUGACAGCCCUGGGAAUGCAAAUGCUACCGACGACUUAUACAGCCCAAGAUGGGAUUUAUAACCAUCUUUAUUACAAUAUCACCUACGCUGUUCCAGCGAACUUUACAGGAAACCCUUGGAUCGCUCUGGAUAUAGAGUAUACAUGUUAG
This is a messenger RNA of Hymenoscyphus albidus, 1717 nucleotides long. The record is from the annotation of a GenBank genome assembly. NCBI's taxonomy places the organism in Eukaryota, Fungi, Ascomycota, Leotiomycetes, Helotiales, Helotiaceae.